AACAUGGCGGCGGCUGUAAGGAGGUACAGUCGGUUCGUUUCCGUCUCUAGAAAAGUGGGAAGUUGUUUGUUUAAUUCAGUUUUCACCGCUCAGGCGGCGGCGUGCGCUACCAACAUGGACUCAGAGAGACCGACCAAGCUGGAGUUUGCGGUGCAGAUGACCUGUGAGAGCUGCGCAGAUAAAGUCAGAGCUGCUCUGGAGGAUAAACCAGGAGUGAAGUCUGUCAGUAUCGAUGUCAGUAAAGAGAAGGUGUUGGUGGAAUCUGCUCUGACAAGUGCCGAGGUGCAGGCUCUGAUAGAGAGCACUGGACGCAGGGCCGUGCUGAAAGGCAUCGGUGGAUCAUCUGGGUUCAGCAGUGGCCAUGAUGGCUGGUGUGGGAACGAUCCAGGGUGUGGUGCGUUUCCUGCAGCUGUCCGAACAGCGAUGCUUGAUCGAUGGGACCAUUGAUGGGUUGGAGCCUGGACCCCACGGCCUCCAUGUGCACGCCCUGGGGGACCUCACACUGGACUGCCUCAGUUGUGGAGAGCACUAUAACCCCUUUGGAAGACAACACGGCGGCCCAGGGGACUCUGAAAGGCAUGCAGGUGAUCUGGGGAAUAUUGUUGCUGGACCAGAUGGCAGAGCCUCAUUUAGACUAGAGGACAGUCAGAUAAAGGUAUGGGAUGUGAUUGGCCGAUCGCUGGUAGUGGAUGCAGGGGAGGACGACCUUGGUCGAGGUGACCACCCUCUCUCUAAGCAGACUGGAAACUCUGGGGAAAGACUGGCCUGUGGGAUCAUCGCUCGAUCAGCGGGUCUUUUUCAAAACCCCAAACAGAUUUGUGCCUGCGACGGGGUCACGCUGUGGGAGGAGAGAGACAGGCCGAUAGCUGGGAAAGGUCGAAGCAAAGCCAACACGGAGACACCGGCAGCGCACCUCUGAACCUCGCACACAAACACCGACCACAUUUGUAACCUGUGUUGGAUAGUUUGAACAGAAAGAGCCCCUCGAAGAGAAUUGCACAGGACAUUUGUCGACAGAGGGUGAAGCGAGAAAGACAAAGCACUAAGGAAUAUGUUUCCAGACAGCUGGACAAUCGACCAAAGAAAAAUAGCCUUAUUUUCUUGUAAUUUUUCUCUGUGAUCAAAUCAAAAGCUCUUACAGCUGCAGGUGGUGUCCUCUAAGGAUUUUAAAAGCACUAAAGCAGAUUAAAACAGCCUUGGGAGUUUGUAAAAUUUGCCUCUGAUUAGCUAGAUGUCUGUUAACACUGUUAUAUGUUUGUAUAACCAGUCGCCUCUGACACAACUAUCUCAUCACUGUCUAAAUUGAUGUGCUUGUAAGAUUUAAGGUAUCCAUUUUUACUGUGCACUGGCUGGGAUAAAUGCACUUCAAUUUGCUAUGAAAGUUAAUUAUGCAAGCUUCCUGAAAACCGUAGAAGUAGUAAGAACAUCCUGAUACUCUCACCGCAUCAGUGAUUCCAACGCAGGGAUACUUGUACUACGGAGGAUACUUCUGCAGUCUGGUGGAUAUUUUGAGACAUUGUGGAGUAGCUCAGCUCAUUUGGAAAAAAAUUCAUGUUAUGAUUUGGUAACAAAAUGUAUCAACAUUUUUUAUUUUAGGAGGAAAAUCAACAUGCUACGACGGAGUAUUAGGGCCAUAUUAAGAAAAAAAUAUAUUUUAUUUUUUUGGAAAUUACGAGAAUGAAGUCGUAAUGUUGUCAAAAUAGAUAGCUUAAAGUAAUGGUUCGAUGGCUGAAACAUCCAGCUUUGGUUACUCCAUGUGGUAGCAGCAACCUAAACAUGGACUGUUCCAGGAUGGAGGAUUCACACUCUAUUAUUAAAGGGGAACAAUUGUGUGGGUACUUGGGAACCACUGGGCUUACUCAGGACACAUUGAGGGAAUCUGGGCCACUGUAAGCUGCGUUAGCUUGUUCUUUUGAUCCAUUAGGUGGUGUGAGUGACUUGGGUAAGAGAGAUUGCAAGGAGCUUGGGAGAGGGAGUCAAAUUCCAUCCAGAGUGAAAGGCCAAGGGUGGGAGGGGGUUGAUAAGGGGAGGUGUCUUGAGGGAUUGUGUGCUCAGCUGUUUUUCAACAUGGCGUUGAAGUGUACAGUUUCUUCAUGGUCGCCACAGUCAGCGUUGGAGUCAUACAAUGCAGGAAAAUGAAAUCCUGUGCCCAUUUUCUGCUUUAAAUUCUCUGUUGUUUUCUUGUGUAUAAACUGAUACAUGAUGAUUGAAGUCUAAUAUCAUAAUGUACAAAACUUCUACCUGCUGACACUUGUUGAUUUCCAUUAACACAUAUUGAAGAAUUGGGACAUUGUUUACGCCUAUUGAUGUACAUAUGUGAGUGUGUUGCUUUGUAGCUUUGCAUUGAUUUUCCAAAUUGAGAAUCGGUCCCGUCUCGUGACGCCUGAAUAAGCUUAUUGAAUUUUCUCUGAAUGCUCAGUCGGUGUGUCCUGUUUGUGUCUGAGGGUUGUGAAUGCAACUUGAAUGUAGAGCUGAACUAAUGACUAUUGAUGUUAUUGUUUAUUAAAUCUUUAAAAUGUCCUUA
Messenger RNA from Morone saxatilis (striped sea-bass), 2524 nucleotides. RefSeq names its product copper chaperone for superoxide dismutase-like. Lineage: Eukaryota; Metazoa; Chordata; Actinopteri; Moronidae. The record is from RefSeq and is a predicted model, not a curated record. Gene Ontology annotation, biological process: removal of superoxide radicals. Gene Ontology annotation, molecular function: copper ion binding.